AUGGACGUGUAUUUUUGUAAAAAAAUUUCGAAAUAUAAAAAUAAAAAAUCCCGGUCUCAGGUUCUGGCGAUUCUGGUCCAGGCAGACACCCCGGUCACCGGCCGAUCUGAACCGAAGCCCAAGUCCAGAACCCCAAAAUCGGGGCCGGCCGACGCGCCGUCAGAUCCAGGACUUAUCCGACGGAUUCACGCAAAGGCGGCGCACGGUGUUCGUUCCCCGCUCCCGGAUUCCGCCAAUCCCCGUCCACAUCUACGGCUCCACCCACCCCUCCGCUCCUCCUCCGCCUUCGCCGAGGCGCGGCCCGAUUCCCCCUUCGCCACCUGCCGACACGGCUCGUGCUCGCUAGAUGCCACGGGAGGAGGCGAGCUACUUCUUGGAACAUCUGCUCUAGUCUACUCAUCCUCCGCCCCUCCAGCCCGACCGGAGAUCCGUGCCUUUCAGUUCCCGGAAGUAAGCCCGAUGAUCACAGGGCGGGCUUUCUGCAAGGUGGCGUUAUUGAGGGGUAAGUUAUAUGUUGUUGGUGGAGUCAGUAGGGGUCGAAACAGCUUGCUUCCUCUGCGCUCAGCUGAAGUGUUUGAUCCAAAAACUGGUUUGUGGAGUGAGCUGCCAGAAAUGCCUUUUGAGAAAGCACAUGUACUCCCCACAGCUUUCUUGGAUGUGUUGAAGCCUAUUGCCACAGGAAUGGCACCCUACAAGGGAAAGCUUUAUGUUCCUCAGAGUUUGUACUCAUGGCCAUUCUUUUUCGAAAUUGGAGGUGAGAUCUAUGACCCAGAACUGAAUUCUUGGUCAACGAUGCCGGAUGGUCUCGGUUAUGGAUGGCCAGCAAGACAGGCAGGCACAAAAUUGGGUAUUGUGAUCAAUGACAAACUUUAUACCUUGCAGCCUUCCAGCUCUUUGGACAGUGGCCAGAUAAAAAGAUAUGACUCUGAAGAAGACACAUGGAUAACUAUUGAACCACAGGUUCCCGUGAAUGACUUCACUGAUGCAGAGGCUCCUUAUUUACUUGCUGGCCUUCAUGGAAGGCUCCACGUUAUUACAAAAUCGGGAAACAAUAAUCUUGAAGUUAUGCAGGCUGUGGUGCAGAAUAACACAGACAACAAUGCAUCUGAAGAAAAUGUAUUAUGGACUACAGUGUCUUCCAAGAACUUUGGGGCUGCUGAGCUUGUCAGCUGCCAGGUUCUUGAUGUUUAAAAAAUGGAUCACCGUUCAAACUUAUAGAUAAUAUAUUUGGGCAUCGGGCUAUCUUUUUAGCCAACAAGUAUACUUUUUUUUUCUUUUUUUUGCGUGUGUGGAACGGGCCUUUAAUUUGACAAGGAGAGAUAUCAAUUACAGGUGUUCAGAUUUGUAUAAGUUGACUCAAUUGAUGUAACACUGUGUGUAUAUAUAGACGUACACUCCAUAUGAUUAAUGUACAGUUAGUAUAGUUGUAAACAAGAUGUGAUUUUUCA
Phragmites australis (common reed) is the source of this 1448-nucleotide messenger RNA. RefSeq names its product F-box/kelch-repeat protein At1g22040-like. NCBI's taxonomy places the organism in Eukaryota, Viridiplantae, Streptophyta, Magnoliopsida, Poales, Poaceae. Gene Ontology annotation, molecular function: protein binding. The record is from RefSeq and is a predicted model, not a curated record. The transcript has 2 exons. The coding region runs from base 1 to 1191 and encodes 396 amino acids.